This is a messenger RNA of Mirounga angustirostris (Northern elephant seal), 15093 nucleotides long. RefSeq names its product ADP-ribose/CDP-alcohol diphosphatase, manganese dependent (gene ADPRM). Gene Ontology annotation, molecular function: CDP-glycerol diphosphatase activity; manganese ion binding; ADP-ribose diphosphatase activity. The record is from RefSeq and is a predicted model, not a curated record. Bases 483 to 1406 code for a protein of 307 amino acids. The transcript has 4 exons. Lineage: Eukaryota; Metazoa; Chordata; Mammalia; Carnivora; Phocidae.
CCCUCCCUGAGUCAGCCGGCCGCCGGGCCCCCGCGUCCUAGGACGCCCCGGCCGGCUGCCCUCGGCGCUGGGCCUUCCCGGGUUGAGGUGGGCGGGUGCGGGCCUCACCGGGCACCGCGCGCGUCUCCUGCGGGGCCAGCCGCGUGUUCUUGGGCGCAGAGCGUCCGUGGGCCGCUGGCGAAGCGGGGCUUGCACGCGCGGCCCCUUUGCCGCGUGUCCCUCCCGUGCGUGUGCACCGCGCCUCCGCGCUGGCAAAACGCAGACAGCGCGGGCGGGAGAACAGCCUGAUUCUCUUCCCUGACUUCGGAUCCGGAGCUCCCCCCGAGCCGGAGGAGCGGCUCGGAGCGGGCCGAGGGCUCGUGGGACGGGAGCCGGCCGAGGGGGCGGGCUCCUCCCCGGCAGCCCCGCCGGACUCUGCUCGCAGCCACGUUUCUUCCUCCCCGAGGCGAACUGGAGCUUUCUGGAAGCCCCGCUCCGAGGACAUGGGGCACCUCACAUCGUCCUCAGUCGAACUGGUUUUUCUGUCCCGAGGUUACCCGUGGUUAUGUUCUUUAUUUUGUUUAGAAACCCGUUUGAAGGUUAUGGACGAUAAGCCUGACCCUGGAGCCCUGAGUGAGAAUUCGGAAGUUCUCUUCUCCUUUGGAGUGAUAGCAGAUAUCCAGUACGCUGAUUUAGAAGAUGGCUAUAACUUCCAAGGAAACAGACGAAGAUACUACAGACACAGUCUGCUUCACUUACGGAGGGCUAUUGAACACUGGAAUACGGAGGGCAGCCCGCCCCGCUGUGUUCUUCAGCUCGGGGAUAUCAUUGACGGGUAUAACGCACAGUACAAAGUGUCCGAAAAGUCGCUCGAACUUGUUAUGAACACUUUCCAGAUGCUUAAAGUCCCCGUUCAUCACACGUGGGGGAACCACGAGUUCUAUAACUUCAGCAGAAACUACCUAACAAAUUCUAAGCUUAACACAAAGUUUCUAGAAGACCAGAUUGUGCACCAUCCCGAGACUGUGCCUUCGGAGGAUUACUAUGCUUAUCACUUUGUCCCAUUCCCUCAAUUCCGGUUCAUUUUACUGGAUGCUUACGACUUGAGUGUCUUAGGCGUGGAUCAGUCCUCUCCAAAAUACCAGCAAUGUCUGAAGAUACUGAAGGAGCACAAUCCAAAUUCGGAGUUGAAUAGUCCGCAAGGACUUUCUGAGCCCCAGUUUGUCCAGUUUAACGGAGGAUUCAGCCAAGAGCAGCUGAACUGGUUGAAUGAAGUUCUUACGUUCUCUGACACAAACCAGGAAAAAGUGGUGAUUGUGAUGCAAUGUCACACGGCUGGAGGGAGGAGGCCAUGUGGACGGGAAGGCCUUCAUCCUGCUGGGCUGGCCCCCGGCUCCCAGGUCAGCAAAGCAUCACGACAGCGGUGACAGCCUCCGGUGCCGAGUGAGGGGACUGGGCAGCACACGGGUUCUGUCCUCAGAAGACUUGCAAAGAGAGGGGCUUGCCUGUUCUCUGCAACUGGGAUUAUGAAUUCACGGCUAAGAGACCAAGCAGAGACCGGCAAACCCGCACAAAGACACAGCCGGCCUCCAGGGGCCAUGGGAUCGAGGGAGAGCGGAUCAGGGCUCAAACAGAUCUAAAAGAAAGAGUGUCAGCAAAGGGGGAUUGGCGGCAGUGGAAACCCACAGAGUCGUUUCCAUCCGGGGGGCAAGAGCAGACGCAGCCCGUCCGGGCGCAGGCCGGAGAGCUGCUUGGCUCCCCUGGCCACGGACACUCACAUUUCCUUGCCAGGCUGUCCUCGUGGAGGCUGAUGGGGCCUGAGAGGCAAUUCACAAGCUCCGUUCCUCUCCUUGCUGUGAUUCCUGAGCUCCAGUUCCAGAGAGAAUGGCCUCGUACCCGCCUGGCCUACGGAGUGGAGAAUGAGCUGACGUGUCGGCGCCAGCCAUCUGGUCAGUUUCUAAGUGCGGCGUCAUCCUGAGAGUGCCGUUCUCCUGUAUAGACUCGAUGACCUUGUAGCCGUCCCCAUCAUCAGUCCUGCCAGGGGUGGUCAGCCACUCUGGAGUGGGGUGGAGCGGGAGAGACAGAGUCUGCAGCGGGAUCCUCAUCAGUGAGGGGACCCUCGCUCUGCAGAAUGUUCUGAACGUGGGUGUGAGCGAUGCCCCCUGGAUGACGUGUUUGGGGAGAGAUGACAGGGAACAAGAAUCCUGCCCUGUGCCAGAGAGUGUCCCAUCCACCUUUCUCCGUCCACCACAUUGGAUCUCCAGCCUUCUCUCCAGUCUGCUGAGUCUGCGUAAGGGGUGUGUUGUUGUUGGCAGGGAGUGGCGUUGGAAUAGGACAAUGGAGGGGUUCUACUCCCAGCUGUAAAGACCGCUUCCUCCCAAGGUCUCUGAAAUCAGACGUGUGUCUCACCGUGGCAAGGAUUGAUGUGCUUUUGCAAAACAACUUAAGACCGUGGUAUGAAAGCCUUAAGGCUUAUUCGUACUGAUUGACAAUGAAAGAUGCCUGGCUCAAAUAACGUUCCUCGAAAUCCUGGAUGUGCCCUUAUACCACCAGAGCGAGAAUAUGUACAGUUCAGCGUACCCUCCACAUGUAUUUCAAUGCAUCACGCUGCUCCCUAUCACUGGGGCCAUGGAUUUCACACAGUCACUAAAUAUUCAGGCCUUCCUACGUGUCAGGCGCUAUGCUGAUAACCGUGGACGUGACUGUGAACAGGACAGACACGGUCCUUGCCCCGUGGUGUGGACAGACGGAACAAUAAUCACACACACAGGCAGGUGAUCCCCGCAGGGAAUUGUGGGAAAGCGCGGACAGCUGUGGGGAUGUGUGCAACAAGGGGAAUCGGGUUUUUUCCCAAGGGCUUCGAAAAACUUCCUGCAGAGGGAACUUUUGGGGGUGCCCCGAAAGAUGAAGGGCGAGUGCCGAUGGAGAAGGCGUGGGGCAGUGCCUCAUGCAGACAGAGGAGCGUGUCGGAAGGCCCCGAAUCCAGAAGCUCAGCAGGGCCCCGUGUGAGUGAAGAGAGAUGAUGCUGGAAGGGUGCAGGUUAAGGAGGUCGGUUUUCUCUCAAGUGCAGUGAAAAGCCCCCCGGAACACUGAGCCAGGGGCGGCAGCGUGGGAGGUGCGCUUGGGUGGAGGCUGGGAGAGCCCAUAGGAUGCACAGGGAUUGGCUAGGACCCACUUGCCAUAGACCAGGACAGACGUGACGCCGGCUAGGCUGGGAGGAUAGGCAGUGGCCACGGGGAGAAAGAAGCUCACGUGAGUGAGUGGCCGAGGACAUAAAGCCAACGGGACACAUGGGGGGAAUAAAACAUGAGAACCCGCUCUCGGCUCCAGACAGAUUCCCUUGAGGGUGAGCACCUGGUCCUCAGGUGGGACCAAGCAUCCUCUUCUCCUGCUUCUCACACUUGCUCUUGUUGCUUUUUAAAAGCACGACUUAGUUUUGACUUUGUAGCCACCAUUCCGAGUGUAUGGGCACCUUUCCUGCUGCCGGACUGUCCCAUGAAUUGCAGGAGGUAAGGACCGUACCUCCCUCAUUUGUAUUUCUCUCCCACAGGACCUGGCUUACUUGGAUACUGGUGGUAUCCAACCAUGAGUGGGGAAACAUCGGACUGCCGUAAGAAAGUUGCUGGAAGAUUGGGUUUGUUGUUGGGGGGGGGGGGUUGUGUGUGUAGAUUGUGGUAGUUAACUCGUACUGAGCCCGUGGCGUUAAGGCAAUUCUCUAAGCACUGUGUGUAGAGGAACUCAUUUCAUGCCAACAACACAUCAAUCAGGCAAGUCCUGUUAUUAUCCCCAUUUAAUGGAUGAAGACACUGAGGCACACACUAGCUCUUAAAUACAGUCCUUGGGAAAGACCCCAGCUUGUUGACCUGUGACUCAGAAUUGGACGUGUCCAGGGGCAUAGAGAGGCCUCCUGUAGGUUGAUGAAAGCAGAGAGGGAAGUAGGCCCAACGCUCUCUCUCCCACCAAACAGCCGCUCCCGCCCCAUUAACUGGAGAGGGGGGGCUUAAAGGAUGACCUGCAGACCCCCCGGAUGCCGAAGGGGCAAUCCCUCAUGGCCCGCUUCCACGCCCUUGUGCUUGCCUCUUAGCUCUUUUAAAGACCAGAAAGAUGGUUCCGCCCAAACCCUUGACCUUUGGAGCCUGAUGACACGAAGCUGUACUUGGAAGUGGGAAAAGUGAAGGGACUUGAGCCAGCUUCUCUCUCAUCCCGACCUGAUUUAGGACCAGGCUGUUAGGACGGUGGGUGUCCACAAGAUGGCGGACUCCUGCUACCAGUGGUGGAUCUGUGGGCGGAAGAAGGGAAGGAGGGCAGGGCCGGCUGGCUGUUUCCAUCGGCUCCACCUGCCUGCUUGUGCCAGAGACUUUCUGGGUGGGUGCGGAGCUGGGCUCAGCCCGAGGUGAAGAGGUGCAAACAGAACUUUGUACCCGAAAUACUGGUGUCCAAAGGGCAGUGUUGCAGGGGAAGAGCCGAGCUCUGCCGCGUCCUGGCAGAUUGUUUGCCACCCCAAGAUUCCGGGCAGAUCAGAUAUGUUCCAGGGAAGCAAUCACUUCUUCUAACACCAGGGCAUGCCGAAAGUAAAUAAUAAUGAUACUAGCCAUCUGGUAUUGCGUAUUUACGGUGAGCCGGCCUGCUGCCCUUGGGUCCUUCACACCCGAUCUAGACUCUCCCUCCCAUCCUACAAGCCGUGGUCCCCCCAGCUCGCCCCUCUCCCAGGUGACACCUUCACCUGACAUUCAGUUACUCUUUGGAUUAGCUGCCUAGGGUUGCCUUAGCUGGUUAAUCACAAAACUGGUGACUUAAAACAACAAAAAUGUAUUCUUCCACCUUUCUGGACAUGGCAAGUCCAAAAUCAAGGUGUCGACAGGGACGUACUCCCCACCGAAGGCUCUGGGGAGACUCCUUUCUUGCCUCUUUCACCUUUGGGGGGGGUGCUCCUUGUGGUCAUAUGACUCCAGGCUCUGUCACUUCACAACGCCUUCUCUGGUCCCUGUCUUCAUUUUUCAUUUUUCUGUCUCUUAUAGGGAGACAGAGGGACUGGACUGUUGGAUGUAGCCUCCCCCGCCCCUGCCCCGUAAUCUGGGAUGAUCUCACCUGGAUAUCUGCAAAGACCCUUUUUCUAAAUAAGAUCACAUACACAGGUCCCAGGGGUUAGGACAGGGACAGAUCUUUUCGGGGGCCACCACUCAAUUCACUGCAGAAACCUAUGUGUUCUCCUGGGCACCUCCGACUCCUCCCUCCCCGUGAAAGUCCACCGCCGAUGCUGGUAGACUUUUCUGCUCAGUGCCAACACCUAACCCAAGACGUCAGCAUUUCUUCCCUAACCUCCUAACUGGUUUCCCUGCGUCCGCCCUGUUGUGGCCUGAACUGUGGCCCUGCCCCCCCCAACUCCUAUAUCAAAGCUCUGACCCCCAGUGGUGAUUGCUUUGGGAGACGGUGGGGGGGGCUCUCCUGAGAUAAAGUUAAAUGAGGUCACAAGGGUGGGGCCCUAAUCUGAUAGGACUGACCGCCUUUUUUUUUUUUUUUAAUUUUUUUUUCUUAUAUUAUCCCCAUACAUUGCAUCAUUAGUUUUAGAUGUAGUGUUUCAUGAUUCAUUGUUUGUGCACAACACCCAGUGCUCCAUGCAGAACAUGCCCUCCUCAAUACCCAUCACCAGGCUAACCCAUCCUCUGGACUGACAGCCUUUUAAGAAGAGCUACCAGAGAUCUCUCUUCCGGGCAGGAACGGUGGAAAGUCAGAGGACACGGUGAAAAGCUGGCCAUCUACAAGCCAGGGGGAGAGAUCUCUCCGAAAAGCCCCCUUGAUGGCACCUUGGUCUCGGACUUCCCGUCUACGGCAGCGUGAGAAAAUACACUCCGUGGUUGCAGCCCAUGCUGUUUUGCUAGUGGCCACCCAAGCAAAUGCAUGCACUCUGCGAGCUUCCUCCUGCCCUGGGCUCUGCGCUGCAGCCAGCGACCUGUGUCAGACCCAAAUCCCAAACCUCGGCUUCAGAUCAAGCCUCCCGUUCUCCCUUCCUUCCCCAAAUCGAUCCAGGCACUGUUCUGAGCACUAGGGCUGUAACAGUGACCAAAGCAGGCAGCGCCCCCUGGCAGUCUUGUGUGAAGGAUCCAGCCCAGCCUGCCCUUGCUGCCUAUGGCUCUGAGCUUUGAACGCCAUCUACGAAACCCAGUCUGGACAGCCUCCCCUUAUGCCCUGCUCCUCGGCCUUCCCCUCCACCACCCAUAUCCACCUGCGCUCUCCUGACACAGCCUUCUCCAGUCCUUCCAGCCCGUGCUGCUCCAUCCCUCCGGAGAGCCUGGAGCUCUGCGGCUCCUUCUGGCUCCUUCUGCCCGGAAGGCUUCCCCUUAAGCUUAUUUAACCCUGGCUCCUAUUUCUGCUCUUGAAUAACCCUGUUUACAGGCUCCCAGCACCUGCCCCUUCUCCCCCUGCAGCGCUGAUAACAAUGACAAUUAAAUCAUUAACUGUGUAGCUAGCUGUCUGGUGUCUGCAUAACCCACCCGUCUGAAAGCCCCAUGGAGACCUACCUCCUUUUGAUUCCCGCUGCUUUCCCAGGGCUUAGCAGGGUCAGAACAGAGCAGGCACCUGUUACUGAAUUCUUUUUUUUUUUUUUAAAUUUUAUUAUGUUAUGUUAGUCACCAUACAAUAUAUCAUUAGUUUUUGAUGUAGUGAUCCACAAUCCAUUGUUUUCGUAUAACACCCAGUGCUCCAUGCAGUACGUGCCCUCCUUAAUACCCAUCACCGGGCUAACCAAUCCCCCCUCCCCUCUAAAACCCUGUUUGUUUUUCAGGUCCAUAGUCUCUCAUGGUUCAUCUCUCCCUCCAAUCCACCCCCCCCAUUUUUCCCUUCCUUCUCCUAAUGUCCUCCAUGUUAUUCCUUAUGUUCCACAAAUAAGUGAAACCAUAUGAUAAUUGACUUUCUCUGCUUGACUUAUUUCACUUAGCAUAAUCUCCUCCAGUCCCAUCCAUGUUGAUGUAAAAGUUGGGUAUUCAUCCUUUCUGAUGGCUGAGUAAUACUCCAUUGUAUAUAUGGACCACAUCUUCUUUAUCCAUUCAUCUGUUGAAGGGCAUCUCGGCUCUUUCCAUAGUUUGGCUAUUGCAGACAUUGCUGCUAUGAACAUUGGGGUGCAUAUGGCCCUUCUUUUCACUACAUCUGUGUCUUUGGGGUAAAUACCCAGGAAUGCAAUUGCUAGGUCAUAGGGUAGCUCUAUUUUUAAAUUUUUGAGGAACCUCCACACUGUUUUCCAAAGUGGCUCUACCAACUUGCAUUCCCACCAACAGUGUAAGAGGGUUCCCCUUUCUCCACAACCUCUCCAACAUUUGUUGUUUCUUUCCCUGUCCAUUUUUGCCAUUCUAACUGGUGUAACCUUUCUUAUACACUAACAACGCAACUGUAGAAAGAGAAAUUAGAAAAACGAUUCCAUUUACAAUAGCACCAAAAACCAUAAGAUACUUAAUUCUUACCUGAAUGAGCAAAGGAAUGAACUAGCUACUCUCAUUCUGAUAAGCGUCCCACAUCCUUUAGAUGUUUUCAUGCCCAGUGUUCAGAUGGGAAAAGUAAGACGCAGCAUGGGUGGCGAGGUGACUGGCAAGAGGUCACCGGUUAGUAACGGUCGGCACUGAAAUAGCAAUCCACAGCUUUCUGAUGUCAAAGACACGGCUUCUAACAGCCAUGACUCAGACCCAGUUUGCUUUAAAUGAUGAGAGAAUUCUUAACAGAAAAGCAGAAGCAUCCCAACUAGAAAUUCACUAAAGAAUCAUUUCCUUUAUCCAAAUAAUUAUUGCAGUGAACAGGAGAAUGGAUGAACAGUCUGUGAUAUAUUCACAUAAUGGAAUGCUACUAGCAAAAAAAUAAAAACAAAAACAAAAAAACCCUCAAAAACCCAAGAAAUGAACUACUAAUAACACGCUAUUGCAUUAGUGAGUUGCAAAAGCAUUGUGCUGAGCCAGGGAAGCCGGGCACAGAAGAGCUCAUGCUGGAGGAUUCCAUUUACGGGAAAUUCUGGAAUAGGCAAAAUCAUCUAUGGUGAAAAACAUCAGAUCAGCGGUUGCCUCUGGGGUGGGAGGGGGGAAGGGCAUGAGGGAACUUUCUGGGGUGAUGACAACAUUCUCUAUCUUGAUGGAGGUUUCAGUUCCCCGGGUGUGUAUGUAUUUGUUCAAACUCAGAAUACAUUAAGCUUGAGAUUUGUUAAUUUCUCUGUUUGCAAACUUUAUCUCAAAAAAGGAAAGCCAUAAGCAAAUAUUAAACUCUAGUUAAUGAUAUACACGCUGAGGUGUUUACAGGUGAAGGGUCCUAACGUCUGCAUCUUAUUUGAAAACUCGUCAAAAAAAUGACAGAUUGGGGUUCUUGGGUGGCUCAGUCGGUGAAGCGUCUGCCUUCGGCUCAGGUCAUGAUCUCAGGGUCCUGGGAUCAAGGCCCGAAUUGGGCUCCCUGCUUAGCGGGGAGUCUGCUUCUCCCUGUCCCUCUGACCCUUCCCCUUGCUCAUGCUCCUGCUCUGUCUUGUUCUCUCUCUCAAAUGAAUAAAUAAAAAAAAAUCUUAAAAAAAAAUAACACAGAUUGAUGAUGGACAGAGGGAGGAAUAGAAGGAAAGCAGAACAAAAUGUUAAAUGUAGACUCGAGGUGAUGGCAUAUGGGUGUUCACUGCACAAUACUUUCAACUUUGCUCUCUCUCUUUCAAGUUUUUCAUCAUAAAAUAUUGAAAAAAUAGUGUUAUAAGCUGAAAAAUGCAUUUCCAAAGUAGCUAACGUUCACCAUAAUCAGUAAGAUGCUCUAGAGAUGAAGAAAUCGAAAUGCACUCAUUGCCGUUUUGCCCUAGUUUCAAGGGGAUGAUGGACAAGGAGGACCCAGAGAAGGUGCUGAGCACAUUGGAAGCAGGGGGGCCAAGCCUUGGCAGGACCUGGCAGACUUCUCUCUGGCUGGAGAGGUUAUAGAAUUCGGGACUGGACAUCAAGGGUGGUGGAGUUGGCCCUCAAAACUUGCUCACCUGUGGGUCCAGUGAGAAUCAGUGACAUUUUUCUUAAGAGCUGAGCUGAGAGUAAGUCUAGUAAGUUCCAGGAAUACAAACCACGCAAAUGAAACACCAGGCUUAUGUUUCCAGCUGGAUCAAGCUACUGUCUAGAAGGACCUCAUGCUGACACUGCCCACUUGGCUGUAAAUUCAAGGCCACCUUCUCAGGGGCUGCGGGGGUAAGGAGCCUGGAUGGCCAGAACGAGAAAACUCUGACAGUGAGUGGAGUGACGUCAGAUACAUCCGCGUCCCUGUCGUGUCCCCACCGCUCACUGGUUAUGUGGCCCUGGGCGCCUCACGGGGCUCCUCCUGGCCUCAGCUUCCAUAUCUGUAAAAUGGAGACAGUAAUGUUUAGCUGGCAGCCUGCAUGUUGGCUUACAGAUCAUGACCUUGUCAAGGUCAGCUACCACCUCCAUUUAUGUCCGUCUUGUCGGUUCCAAGGUGGAGCCUCAGUUUCCCAUGGCUCCGUUUACCAGCAGCUUUUGACCUUGCUGAUCAGGCCCCCCUCCUUGACAUACUCGCUUCCUUCAGCCACAGAGCCCAGCCUCCCUGGCCACUCUCCCGCAGCCUCUUUUGCUGGUUUCUCCUCAUUUUCCCAGCACAUGAUGAUCUGCUCCAGGGCUCAGUCUUCAGCCUCUUCUUUGCUCUCCCCACACCCAACACUUACAUGGAUUUCAUUUUAACCUGUCCAAAGCCAAUUUUUUUUUUUAGAUAAAAAUUGAGGGGCACCUGGGUGGCUCAGUCAUUAAGCAUCUGCCUUCGGCUCAGGUCAUGAUCCCGGGGUCCUGGGAUUGAGCCCCACAUCGGGCUCCCUGCUCAGUGGGAAACCUGCUUCUCCCUCUCCCAGUCCCCCUGCUUGUGUUCCCUCUCUUGCUGUGUCUCUCUGUCUGUAAAAUAAAUAGAUAAAUAAAAAUCUUAAAUAAAUAAAUAAAAAUUGAGAUAAAAUUGAUAUAGAGCAUUACAUUAGCUGCUGGUAUACACCAUAAUAAUUUGAUGUUGGUGUAUAUUACUAGGUGAUCACCACACUAAAUCUCAUUGCCAUCUGUCACCAUACAUCGGACCCCCUUCACCCUUUUUGCCCACCUCCCAACCCUCUACCCCCCUGAUACCCACCCAUCUGUUCUCUGUGCCUAUGAGUUUUGGUUUGUUUCUUCCUUUUUGUUUUUCAGAUUCUACGUGUAAGUGAAAUCAUACAAUAUUUGUCCUUCUCUGCCUGACUUCACUUAGCAUAAUACCCUUGAGAGGAAUCUAUUCAAAGUCCGCCCUCCCCCGCCACCCGCAACCAUGCUUACAGGCAAAACUCACAGGUGUCUGCACUUGGCCCUAACUUUGUUUUCCCAGGCCAUGGUGCCCUACAUUUUCGGAAAGUAGACCCCAACUACAAAACAUCUUCUCUAGCCUGACCACAACCGGCAUCCUGAUGAAGCCCUGGACAGAGCCGCUUGGAAACCUGCCACCUUCUGCUCUCCCCUGCCAAGAAUGGGACCCCCUCACCACCUCCCCACGGAUGCAGCUGCAACCCUCUCACAUCCUUAAAAACCCCUUAAAAGGCCCAGCCUCACAGGAACUCGGGGCCAACAUUUCUCUUAAUGUCUGGCACCUCUCCUCCCUUGGAAAGUGAAUCAACUCUGUCUUGCGUGUUGGUCUACUCUUGGAGCAAUUCUUUACCACCUGCAUCACCGGCCAACCUAACAACCCUCAAGGCCCAUCCUGUGUUGUUCUAAAUGGCAAGGUUGUCUUUUUUUAUGGCUGAGUAGUAUUCCAUUGUAUAUAUGAACCGCAUCUUCUUUUCCAUUUAUCCAUCAGUGGAUACUCUACGUUAUUUCCAUGUGUUGGUUAUCGUGAAUAAUGCUGCAGUGAACAUAGGGGUGCAGAUAUCUCUUUGAAUUAGUGUUUUUAUUUCCUUUGGAUGAAUACCCAGAAGUGGAAUAGCUGGAUCAUAUGGUAGGUUUACUCUUUAAUCUUUUGGGAGCCUCCAUACUGUUUUCCACAGUGGUUGCACCAACUUACAUUCCUACCAACAGUGCACAAGGGCUCUCUUUUCUCCACAUCCUCAUCAACACUUGUUAUUUCUUGUCUUUUUGAUGAAGCUGUUCUAACAGGUGUGAGGUGAUACCUCAUUGUGGUUUUCACCUGCAUUUCCGUGAUGAUUCAUGACGCUGAACAUUUUUUCAUGUGCCUGUUGGCCGUCUGUGUCUUCUUUGGAAAAAUGUCUAGUUAGAUCCUCUGUCCAUUUUUCAAUCAGAUUGUUUGUGGGGUUUUGUGCUAUUGAGUUGUUUGAGGUCUUUAUAUGUUUUGGAUAUUAACCUCUUAUCGGACAUAUGGUUGGCAAAUAGUUUCUCCCAUUCAGUAGGUUGCAUCCCUGUUUCACUGAUGGUUCCUUUUACUGCACAGAAGCUUUUUGGUUUGAUAUAAUCUCACUUGUUUAUUUCUGCUUUUGUUACCUUUGCUUUUGGAAUCAAAUCUAAAAAUUCAGUGCCAAGACUGAUGUCCAGGAGCUUAUGCCUGUGUUUUUUUCUAGGAGUUUUACAGUUUCAGGUCUUACAUUCAAGUCUUUAAUCACACUUUGAGUAAAUUUUUGCGAUUGACAUAAGAUAGUGAAUUCCUUUCAUGUGUUUGCUUGUGACUGUCCAGUUUUCCCGACACCAUUUAUUGAAGAGACUACCCUUUCCCUUGGCUCCUUUGUUGCAAAUUAAUUGACCAUAUAUGUGUGGGUUUAUUUCUGGGCUCUCUUUUCUUUUCCAUUGAUCUAUGUGUCUGUUUUCAUGCCAGUGCCAUACUGUUUUGAUUGCUACAGCUUUGUAGUAUAAUUUGAAAACAGGGGGCAUAAUGCCUUGUGUGUGGUUCUUCAUUCUCAAGAUUGUUGUUCUUCCAGGUCUUUUGUGGUUCCCUACAAAUAUUAAAAUUAUCGGUUCUAUUUCUGUUUAAAAUGCCACUGUAAUUUUGAUAGGGAUUGCAUUGAAUCUGUAAAUUACUUCAGGCAAUAUGGACAUUUAAACAAUAUUAAUUCUUCCAAUCUGUGAGCAGGAAAUAUCUUUCCAUUUAUUUGUGUUUUUGUCAGUUUCUUUCAUCAGUGGUUUACAGUUUUCAGUGUAUAGGUCUUUCCUCUCCUUGGCUAAAUUUAUUCCUAGGUAUUUUAUUCUUCUUGAUGCAAUUAUCAAUGGGGUUGUUUUCUUAAUUUCUCUUUUCAAUAGCUCAUUAUUAGUUUAUAGAAAUGCAGCAGAUUUUUGUAAAUUGAUUCUUGUACCCUGCAGUAUCACUAAAUUCAUUUAUUAGUUCUCACAGGGUUUUUAUGUGUAUUUGUGUGGAGCCUUUAGGGUUCUCUGUAUAUAGUAUUAUUUGAAUCAUCUGCAAAUAGUGGGAUUUCCUCCCCACCCCCCAUUUGGAUGCCUUUUAUUUAUUUUUCUUGCCUAAUUGCCAUGGCUAGGACUACUAAUACUACGUUGAAUAAAAGUGGUGAAAGUGGGCGUCCUUCUUUUUUUCUUGGUCUUAAAGGAAAAGCUUUCAGGAAUAUGAAUAUGAUGUUAGUUGUGGGUUUGUCAUACAUAGGUUUUAUUUUGUUGAGGUACUUUCCCUCUUACCAACUUGGUUGAGUGUUUUUAUCAUAAACAGUGUUGAAUUGUGUCAAAUGCUUUUUCUGCAUCUAUUGAGAUGAUCAUAUAAUUUUUAUACCUUAUUGUUUUAAUGUCGUAUAUCCCAUUGGUUUGCAGAUAUUGAACCAUUUUGCACCCCUGGAAUAAAUCCCAGUUGAUCAUGGUGUUUGAUCCUUUCCAUGUAUUGUUGAAUUCAGUUUGCUAAUAUUUUGCUGAGGAUUUUCACAUCCAUGUUCAUCAUGGAUAUUGGCCUGUAAUUUUCUUUUCUUAUGGUCUCCUUAUUUGGUUUUGGAAUUGGGAUAAUGCUGGCCUCAUAAAACACAUUUAGAAGUGUUCUCUCAUCUUUAAUUUUUUGGAAUAGUUUAAGAAGGAUAUCUAUUAAAUCUUCUUCAAAUGUUUGGUAGAAUUCACCAGUAAAGAUAUCUGGUCCUGGACUUUUGUUUGUUGGGAGCUUUUGAUUACUGAUUGAAUCUCCUUACUAAUAAUCGGUCUAUUCAGAUCUUCUAUUUCUUCAUGAUUCAGUCUUGGAAGAUUGUAUAUUUCUAGGAAUUUAUCCAUAUGUUCUUUGUUGUCCAGUUUGUUGGUAUGUAAUUGUUCAUACUAGUCUCUUAUGAUCCUUCCUUCAUAUUUCUAUGGUAUCAAUUGUAAUUUCUCCUCUUUCAUUUCAUUUUAUUUGAGUCUUCUUUCUUUUUUUCUUGGUGAAUCUAGCUAAAAGUUUGUCAAUUUUGUUUAUCCUUUCAAAGAACCAGCUCUUAGUUUCAUUGAUCCUUUCUUUUUUUUUUUUUUUUUAAGUCUCUAUUUCAUUUAUUUUUGCUCUGCUCUAUAUGAUUUCCUUCCUUCUACUAACUUUGGGAUUAGUUUGUUCUUCUUUUUCUCGUUCCUUUAGAUGUAAAGCUAGAUUGUUCGAGUUCUUGUUUCAGGAGGUAGGCCUGUAUUGCUAUAAAUUUCCAUGUUAGAACUGUUCUUACUGCAUCCCAUCAAUUUUGGAUUGUUUAUUUCCAUUUCCAUCUGUCUCAAGGUGUUUUCUUUUAAUUUCCCUUUUGAUUUCUUCAUUGACUCAUUGGUUUUUCAGUAGCAUGUUGUUUCAUCCCUACAUAUCUGUGAUUUCUUCAGUUUUCUUGUAACUGACUUCUAGUUUUAUACCAUUGUGGUUGGAAAAGAUGCUUGAUAUGAUUUCAGUUUUCUUUAAUUUAUGGAGAUCUGUUUCAUGGCCUAACAUGUGAUCCAUCCUAGGGAAUGUUUCAUGUGCACUUGAGAAGAAUGUAUAUUUUCCUGCUUUUGGGUGGGAUGUUCUGUAUAUAACUAUUAAGUCCAUCCAGUAUAAGGUAUCAUUUAAGGCUGGUGUUUCCCUAUUGAUUUUUUCUUUGGAUGAUAUAUCCAUUGAUGUAAGUAGAGUAUUAAAGUCCCCUACUAUUACUGUAUUGCUGUGAAUUUCUCCCUUUGGGUCUGUUCGUAUUUGCUUUAUAUAUUUAGGUCCUCCUGUGUUAGAUGCAUAAAUAUUUACAACUAAAUCCUCUCAUUGGAUUGACCCUUUUAUCAUUAUGUAAUGCCAUUCUUUGUCUUUUAUCACAGUCUUUGUUUUAAAGUCUAUUUUGUCUGACACAGGUAUAGCUACGCCAGCUUUCUUUACAUUUCCAUUGCAGAGAAUAUCUUUUUUCCAUCCAUUCACUUUUGGUCUAUGUGCAUCCUUAGAUCUGAAGUGAGUCUCUUAUAGGCAAUAUGUAGAUGAGUCUUUUUUGUUUGUUUUGUUUUUACUCAGUUCAGCCACUCUGUGUCAUUUGAUUGGAGAUUUUAGUCCAUUUACAUUUCAAGUAAUUCUUUUUUGGCUGUUUUUGUAGUUCCUUUCUCUUUCUUUCUUCUUUUCUUGUUCUCUUCCUUUGUGGUUUGAUGACUUUCUUUAGUGUUAUGCUUAUAUUCCUUUCUCAUUAUCUUUUGUGUAGCUGCUAUAGGUUUUUGCUUUGUGGUUUUUGCUUUUUUUUUUUACCAUGAGAUUCACAUAGAGCAGGCUAUAUAUAUAAUAAGUUGAUAUUAUAUGUUAUUUAUUUAUAUGCUAUCUUAAGUUGAUAGCAGCUUAAAUUUGAAUACAUUUUAAACCUCUACAUUUUUAUUUCCCCCCACAUGUUUUAUGUUUUUGAUGUCAUAUUUUACAUCUUUUUUUUUUUUUUAAGAUUUUUAUUUAUUUAUUUGACAGAGAUAGAGAGCACAAGUAGGCAGAGAGGCAGGCAGAGGGAGAGGGAGAAGCAGACUCUCCACUGAGCAGGGAGCCUGACGCGGGGCUCGAUCCCAGGACCCUGGGAUCAUGACCUGAGCCGAAGGCAGACGCUUAACCGACUGAGCCACCCAGGCGCCCCUUUUACAUCUUUUUAUUUUGUGUAUCUCUUAACUAAUUAUUGUAGUUAUAGUUAAUUUUUACUACUUUUUUCUUUCAACCUUCAUUCUAUCUUUAUAAGUAGUUCAUACCUUUACUGUAUAUUCACCUUUACCAGUGACAUUUUUACUUUAAUAUGUUUUCUUGUUAAUGUCU